Messenger RNA from Medioppia subpectinata, 192 nucleotides. NCBI's taxonomy places the organism in Eukaryota, Metazoa, Arthropoda, Arachnida, Sarcoptiformes, Oppiidae. The record is from the annotation of a GenBank genome assembly.
UCGGACAACUCAUCCCUCAGUGUCUGCUCGCAGAUCAGCGAAAUGCCGGACAUAUUGACGGUUGGAUCAGCUGAAGAAAGCCAAUUGGCCGCUGAAGUGAUGCCCAAACAAAUCAAAGAAAUCAAAGACUUUUUACUGACGGCCCGUCGAAAGGACGCGAAGUCCGUGAAGAUCAAGAAGAAUAAGGACAAC